This is a messenger RNA of Copidosoma floridanum, 2040 nucleotides long. RefSeq lists its product as uncharacterized. The record is from RefSeq and is a predicted model, not a curated record. Gene Ontology annotation, cellular component: cytoplasm. Gene Ontology annotation, biological process: regulation of hippo signaling; negative regulation of organ growth; cell migration. Gene Ontology annotation, molecular function: kinase binding; molecular adaptor activity; ubiquitin binding. Lineage: Eukaryota; Metazoa; Arthropoda; Insecta; Hymenoptera; Encyrtidae.
AGUUCGAGCUCCUGCGCAAAAUGUAAGCGUGUUUAGUGUAGUUGCAGUGAUCUCUGGUUAGACUCUGGAGGAAGUGUCCUGAUUAUUGCGAAUAUUAUCAAGGGCGUCAUUUCGGAGGUGUGUAAACUUGGGUAUCAGGUGCAGAACCGGUAAAUAUUGCUCGCAAAGAUGCUGAUGCUGUGAUAUCGAGCACCUGUUCCUGAGCUGCCUGGCAGCUAGAAGUGCGCGCCAAGAAGUCGGCCCUCAUCUCGUGGUACAGGCCUCUCGUCUCGGAUUUCUCGGAGGGGCCGGAUCGUGCGAGAGUUGUCAAAAAUAGGGCGAAAAUGGCGGAACAAACCGAGAGGAAUCAAUUACCACCCGGUUGGGAGUGCAGAUACGACGGAAAAAGCGGCCGCGCGUAUUUCAUUAAUCAUUUCAACCGAUCAACAACUUGGGAAGACCCGCGAGUGCGUUAUUGGCAGUAUGCGCAGUACUUACAGUCGCAAAAUUCAACAACUCCAAGCUCUGGGAUUACUGAUCAUCCGAGUGAUUCCAUACCUCUUCAGACAAGUGGAAAUAGCACAACUGGACAUAUAGUCUAUUCUGGAGCUCACAGAGCUCCACAAGUCUACCCAACUCCUUCCUACUGUAACCCACAGCCUGCAUUUUUACCUCCAAAUUGGCAGGACCUUAAAACACCGUUAUCAACUACGAGAUCCGUAAGUGGCUUGACAAACAGACUUGGCGACAUGACCAUUGGAUCUCCUACUCCUAUUAGAAAUUUUGAAUCUAGCUUGAUGCAAAACAAUGAUGUAGAGUUACAGGUGGCUAAAAUUAACGCCAUUUUUCCUACAGUAUCUGAUACACACAUUAGGCUGCUGUUAAAAAAAUACCAUAACAGACCAGCUCUGGUUGUGAGUGCACUACAAGUUGAGAAGAAUCCUCUUUGUCAACCAGGACCCUGUACACCAAUAGGUGUUUACUCAAGUUAUGCGAUACCAAGAUGGAGACUUCCUCAUCAUGCGCUUCAUGCAGCACUCACACUGAGUCCACCUAGGGGCAUACGACCAGCCCCACACUCCCCAAAAAUGAAACUUAGGUACCUGAAAAAUGUGUUUCCUACAGUCGACGAGUAUAUACUUCUCGAUAACUUGGAACAGUGCGAAAAUAACGUCCAAAAGGCAACUGAUAAGCUGCUUGAGCUUGGAUACGAAAAGCGUUGUCCAACUGCGCCGUCCAGAUCGUCAAUUAAGAAAAAAGAAGUGGAUGAGGAAGAAAAAAUUCAAAUAACUCCACCUGCUCCUACUCCACCGCCGCGAAUGAAAAGUAUGGAAGAAAAAAAUAAAAUGAAACUACAUCUGAUGGACAAGUUUAAAGAAGUGCCAGAAAAAGUUAUUUUGUUAGCUAUGGAUAGCGUCGAUUAUGAUGAAGAGCGUGCAGCACAUAUUUUAGACAUAAUGGUUGCAGAGGAAGCUAUAAAGCCACUUAGAACGUCCAGUAGUCAAAGUAGUACUAAAAGUGAAGAUAGAAAAGACAGCCCUCCAGUAACAGAAGCACUUAAAUUAAGUUAUUCUCCUAUUAAACGAAUUGCCAAAGAAUCGGAUAUUGAAAAAUCUAAACGGCCGAAAACUAAAAGCGACGUUCCGAAAGUAUCACGAGGCACGAGUACUGCUGAAGACAAUGAUCACAAAUCAAUUUAUUUAACAAGGCCAACGGGCCCCAAUGCAGACUUGCCAAAAGGUGCCAAUAACGAGUUGCUAUUACCUGAUUACGCACCAUGGUCAGGACCAGAUCCAUCAUUGUUAGUUAAAAAUAUAUAUGGUAAAAUUUUAACUGCAGGGCGUAACCCAUCUUUAGUCAGAGGUAGUUUGAAUCUUGCAAAGGGCCCAAAUUUGGAACUCCGUAAGGGUCCUCUUAGGGGAUUAGCUCAAGGUUCAAUUUACUCUCAACGAAAUAUUACUGCUAUUGAAUGUCGAGGAAAAUGAAACAGGUGCAGUUGUUUUUUCUAGUUGAUGAGUUUUUUUUUAUUUUUUAAUUAUUUUUGUUUAGUUUUAGCAAAUA